AUGUUCGCCACAAGACGCCUCUUCAGCGCCGUGACCAAGAAGACCACUGGCAUGUAUGGUCUGCCUGUCCAUCCCGACCCUCGUCCUCAUCUCAUCACCAUCUACAACGAUACCCUCAAGACCCUGGAAAAGUUCCCCACCCACGCUGUCUAUCGCCAGGCCACCGCUGCCUUGACCAACCAUCGCUUGAACGUUGUCAAGAACACCGAGGACAUCUCCAAGAUCGAGGAGGCUUUAGACGCUGGUCAGAUCGAGGAAGUGGUUGUCCAGGCUGUUGAGGAGCUCAAGUUGGCUGGCAAGAUGCUUGAGUGGAAGCCUUGGGAACCAUUGGAGACCCCUGCACCAAAAGAUCAAUGGAACUACAAGUUUAACGAGCAUAAUUAA
This is a messenger RNA of Gamsiella multidivaricata, 384 nucleotides long. Its product is annotated as ETC complex I subunit conserved region-domain-containing protein. Bases 1 to 384 code for a protein of 127 amino acids. Gene Ontology annotation, biological process: respiratory electron transport chain. The record is from RefSeq and is a predicted model, not a curated record. The transcript is spliced from 3 exons. Lineage: Eukaryota; Fungi; Mortierellomycota; Mortierellomycetes; Mortierellales; Mortierellaceae.